AUGUCAGCACUCCCCACCCUGGCAGCUUCCAACAGCAGCACCUCAAUGGCCCCCACCUUCCUGCUGGUGGGCAUGCCAGGCCUGUCAGCUACUCCCUCCUGGUGGACGAUACUCCUCAUCACUGUCUACCUUUUCUCUGCCCUGGGCAAUGGUAUCAUCCUCUGGAUUAUUGCCUUGGAGCCCACCCUGCACCGCCCAAUGCACUUCUUCCUCUUCCUGCUCAGUGUGUCUGACGUUGGUUUGGCCACAUCCCUGAUGCCCACCCUGCUAGGUCUUGCUCUUGCUGAUGCUCACGCUGUCCCUGCCUCAGCCUGUCUCCUGCAGAUGUUCUUUGUCCAUAUUUUUUCUGUCAUGGAGUCCUCUGUUUUGCUUGCCAUGGCCUUCGAUCGGACACUGGCCAUCUGCCGCCCUCUCCGCUACUCAGCACUCCUCACGAAUGGUGCCAUUAGCAAGAUAGGCCUAGCUAUUGCUUUCCGGUGCCUGGGUCUUCAUCUGCCCCUGCCAUUCCUCCUGGCCCACAUGCCCUACUGUCACCCACAGAUCUUAACCCAUUCUUAUUGCCUGCAUCCAGAUAUGGCCCGUCUGGCCUGCCCAGGAGCUUGGGGUGCAGGCUACAGCCUCUUUGUGGUCUUGUCAGCCAUGGGAUUAGAUCCCCUGCUCAUUUUCUUUUCCUAUGGCCUAAUAGUCAGGGUGUUGAAAGGGGUGGGAUCCAGUGAGGAUCGCUGGAAGGCUGGUCAAACCUGUGCCGCUCACCUUUCUGCUGUACUCCUCUUCUACAUACCUAUGAUUUUCUUGGCCCUCAUUACUCGUCUGAAGUUGCCAAUCCCACAGCAAGCCCAUACUCUUCUGUCCUAUAUCCACUUCCUGCUUCCUCCAUUGAUAAACCCUAUUCUCUACAGUGUCAAGAUGAAAGAGAUUAGAGAGAAGAUACUCAAGAGAUUGCAGCCCAGGAAGGUGGGUUGUACUCAGUGA
Messenger RNA from Tupaia belangeri chinensis (Chinese tree shrew), 972 nucleotides. It is a transcript of the gene OR51S1, whose product is annotated as olfactory receptor family 51 subfamily S member 1. Bases 1 to 972 code for a protein of 323 amino acids. The transcript has a single exon. Lineage: Eukaryota; Metazoa; Chordata; Mammalia; Scandentia; Tupaiidae. Gene Ontology annotation, biological process: G protein-coupled receptor signaling pathway. Gene Ontology annotation, cellular component: plasma membrane. The record is from RefSeq and is a predicted model, not a curated record. Gene Ontology annotation, molecular function: G protein-coupled receptor activity; olfactory receptor activity.